Pleurotus ostreatus (oyster mushroom) is the source of this 1206-nucleotide messenger RNA. RefSeq lists its product as uncharacterized. The transcript has 2 exons. The record is from RefSeq and is a predicted model, not a curated record. NCBI's taxonomy places the organism in Eukaryota, Fungi, Basidiomycota, Agaricomycetes, Agaricales, Pleurotaceae. The coding region runs from base 1 to 1206 and encodes 401 amino acids.
AUGACAUCUUCGAAGAUCGUGUUCCCCCCGCCGCCCCCUACUACCAACUCACUCACGUCGCAGCAGCGCAAGCAGCUGCAGCGUUCGACCAAGAAAUUGGGACGCAUGCUCGGCAGCACGCCUCAACUGAUCGACGAGGACGCCUAUGGGAUAGAUUUAUAUUCCACAGGACCUUUCAUUGCGUACAGGGAUGAGCCGUACCCAUUUCAUCGCGGUUCUAUGGACUCGCUGACCUCGUCGUCUUCUUCGUCCUCCGGCAGCUCUUCAUCACGCAGCACAUCACGCAGCACCUCGCCUGCGUCCGUGUUUGGGUCGCCGUCGUCAACGCGCUCUGAGACUUCGCUUCGCUCAGCCAGGUCUUGCGGACCACGGUCGCGAACACGACCACCCCUCAUGCGCAUUGGCUUCAACUCUGCGCCCUGCCUAGCGAUACCAUCUUUGGAGACUAUACCCUCUUCGCCCACCUCGCCCGAAGCUUCAUUCGGCCUGUCCAGAGCAUCGAGCUUCAAAAUUGAUGAGACGAAGAGUUGCUAUACCCUUCAUCAUUCCAGGACACCUUCGCCUCGGGACUCGCUUAUCGAGCCAGACUUCGUCAUUCCGUCCCAGAACACGCUUCGCCGUCAGAAGAUGGAUCGUCUGAGGCGCAAGCUCGGGGACGAAGUUCCUCUGAGCUUGGUGUUCCCUCGGCAGCGCUCGUUGGACGACAGCGACGACGAGGACAUCUUGAGGCCGUCCUUAUCCCGAGCACCGAGCGUAACGCUGAGGGUGGCGGCGCCUCCUCCCCCUCCCGUACCCAGUUCCUCGCCUUCGAAGUGCGUGCGGAGUAGCUCUCGGGAUUCUCUUACCCUGCCUUCCGUGCACCGGGCGAACCGAAGCAAGCGCAUCCCAGUACCUGCGUACGAUGCUUCGCUCCCGACUACGUAUACUUCCAUCCGCAUAUCGCCCGCGACUUGUGUUCCUCUUCCGCGUACAUCGUCUCUCCGAGCCUCACCGCCGAAGGAUCGGUCCCUUUGCUCUAUCGUCGAGUGCCCUGAUGAGCACGGGAGCGGGUGCGCGGAGGAAUUCAGCCUCUUUGGGAGUGCUAUGCCUUUAACGGCUGGACGUGCCCAUCCUUACGCUUCAUCUGCGUCUCCUUACACCGAGCCCGAGUCCUCGAAGCUCUGGUCAACCCGACGAGGAUACGAGGGUUGGGGUAUUUCAUUAUGA